AUGGAUACUUGCAAGCAGAACGCGCAGGAGGACAUCUCUGCGGGAUCCGGCGAUGUGAGAAAGUUAGUUUUGAAAGCCGGCCGCAGUAAAGAAUACACCGUCGUGGUUCCCCCCAAUUCUUUAACUAUUCGCGAUAUUCAAAAGCAAAUCCCCGCCAAGUACUUUGAACGCAGUACACGUCGAAGUCUACUGUAUCUCCUGCGGGAUCUUGUUCAGCUCUUUCUCACAUAUGCCGUGAUGUACACCAUUUUGCUUCCCAUCGCUGCACAGAUAUCCACAGCUUUACUAAACACUGCAACGGCAUUUAAUUCCCACAAUGAAAACAACAACAGUAUUAUGAGUGUAUCUUUACAAGCCAUUGCCACUACCGUUUCAUGGUUGAUGUAUGCCAGUCUGUGGUGUACGUUUUGGUUUGUGCAGGGACUUAACGCGACGGCUCUGUGGGUUCUUGCGCACGAGUGUGGACAUCACGCCUUUAGUCCCCGCCGUUGGUUGAAUGAGGCGAUUGGGAUGAUUCUGCACACGGCGCUGUUGGUCCCGUAUCAGAGUUGGCGCCUCACACACGCCACCCACCACAAACACACCAAUCAUCUCAGUAAAGAUCUCGUCUUUGUGCCCCCGCACUGCGAACCAAAUAACACUAACAAUAAUAAUAAUAACAACAACAACGGUGAAGAGAAACAACACCAUAAUAAUAAUAAUAACGAAAAGAUAAACCAGAAGGAUGGGAAUGGGGAGGAUCAUGUGAUGUAUCGGAAUUAUGCGGAGUUUGUGGAGGAUACCCCUGUGGCGGUUCUCUUUGGUGUUGUGCGGAUGUUGUUAUUUGGAUGGCCUGCGCAUCUCAUCUGCAAUGCCGGCGGCCAACCCCGCUACGGGGCCGCCAGUCAUUUCAACCCGCACGCGCCGUUCUUCCGGCCGGCGGAUGCCCCUGCGGUGGCGGCGGCGGCCCUCGCGGUGGCCCUCGCGGUGUUUAUUCUCGUGCUCGCGUCCCUGCGGUGGGGAUUUCUCGCUGUGCUGAUGUGGUACGGUGUGCCCUACCUCUGUGUGAAUGCGUGGCUGGUGUACAUUACAUACAUGCAGCACAGUGAUAUUCGACUGCCGCACUACAAUCAUGCGGAGUGGACCUUUUUGCGGGGGGCCGUGGCGGCAGUCGAUAGAGACUACGGGAGUCUUAUUAAUGCCUGGCUACAUCACAUUAACGACUCUCACGUGGUCCAUCAUCUCUUCAGUAUGAUGCCGCACUAUCAUGCAAUUGUGGUCACUCGGCGGUAUAUUCGCGAAAUACUGGGCGAUAUGUACAUCACAGAUGAGAGGCCGCUGUGGAAGUCGCUUGUGCACACCUGGCGGGAGUGCCGAUACGUGGUUCCAUCAGACGGUGUUUGCGUUUACCGUAGUUAA
This is a messenger RNA of Trypanosoma theileri, 1398 nucleotides long. Its product is annotated as putative fatty acid desaturase. The record is from RefSeq and is a predicted model, not a curated record. Gene Ontology annotation, molecular function: oxidoreductase activity. NCBI's taxonomy places the organism in Eukaryota, Euglenozoa, Kinetoplastea, Trypanosomatida, Trypanosomatidae. The coding region runs from base 1 to 1398 and encodes 465 amino acids. Gene Ontology annotation, biological process: lipid metabolic process. The transcript has a single exon.